Melospiza georgiana is the source of this 995-nucleotide messenger RNA. RefSeq names its product dispanin subfamily A member 2b-like. The transcript has 2 exons. Bases 339 to 740 code for a protein of 133 amino acids. Gene Ontology annotation, biological process: negative regulation of viral genome replication; response to type II interferon; host-mediated suppression of symbiont invasion. Gene Ontology annotation, cellular component: plasma membrane. The record is from RefSeq and is a predicted model, not a curated record. Lineage: Eukaryota; Metazoa; Chordata; Aves; Passeriformes; Passerellidae.
AGAAAAGGGAAAGAAAACGGUGAAGCAAAAAGCGGGCAAAGAACAGGUAAAGGUGGAGCUAAGGAAGGAAGCUGGCAAUAAAGGGGCAACAAAAGAAGCGGGGAAAUGAGUAAAGAGGAGGACUAAGCAAGGAACGACGAAAGGGGCCCGGGGUUUCCCCGGCGCCGAGGAGGAGGCUCCCGUGCCUCACAGGGGCGUCCGGAGGGGCGGUCUGUUCCCGCUCCGUCCCAAAUCUCGAGGAAACGAAACCGCGGCUCUGCGCCCGCCCCGCGGCGCCUCCACCUCCCGGAGCCGCACGCGUUCGCAGGUGCCACCACAGCUGUCCCCCAGCCCCAGGCAUGCAGUCGCCGCUUCCGCCCUACGAGGUGCUGCCGACCGAAGUGAGCAUGGAGGAGAUGCCCCGCAGCACCACGGUGGUGGUGGAGGAGACGCAGCAGCAGCAGCAGCAGCCGCCGCCGCGGGACCACCUGGUGUGGUCCCUGUUCACCACCCUGUACGGCAACUUCUGCUGCCUCGGCCUCCUGGCCUUCGUCUUCUCCGUCAAGUCCAGGGACCGCAAAGUGCUGGGUGACUACAGCGGGGCCCUGAGCUACGGCUCCACGGCCAAGUACCUGAACAUCACGGCCCUGGUCAUCAACAUCGUCAUCGUCAUCCUCGUCAUUGUCUUCGUCUCCCUGGCCUUAGCCGGGGUCUUCAGCUCCCGCCACCCGUACGGGCCGUACGGGUACGGCAGCACUUAAGUGCCUGCCCUCCUUGCCCUCGGGCUGUGCUUCCCUCCCGGGGCUGGAGCCACAGUCCACGACAAUCCUGCCUCGCCCGGAGCCCGCUGCUCUCCUUCCCUGUCCUUCCCCACUCGGAGCUUUCGUGGUGGCUGGAGCUGCCUGGGGAUGGACACGGUGCCCCCGAGAGCAGCUGAGCACCCCAGCCCUGCCACGGCCUGCUUGGAGCCCCAGCUGCCUCAAAACAAUUCUGGGGAGAAGCGCCUGGUUCAGAGA